GAGGGGUGACACUUUUCCUGCGUUUCACAAACGGGUGUGCUGAAGUGCCGCUAAAGAGAAACUAAAAAUGAUGAACGGAGAAAUUAACGGUUUCCACAACUCUCUCAUCGAGGAGGACUGCUUCUUGUUUACAUCGGAGUCCGUUGGAGAGGGGCAUCCAGAUAAGAUAUGUGACCAGAUAAGUGAUGCGGUGUUGGACGCUCACCUGAAGCAAGACCCAGAUGCAAAAGUGGCUUGUGAAACUGUAGCCAAGACUGGAAUGAUUUUGCUGGCAGGAGAGGUGACGUCUCGUGCUGUUGUUGACUAUCAAAAAGUGGUCCGUGACACCAUUAAACACAUUGGCUAUGACGACUCAUCCAAGGGCUUCGAUUAUAAGACCUGUAAUGUCCUGGUGGCUCUGGAGCAGCAGUCUCCAGACAUCGCCCAGGGUGUUCAUUUGGACCGCAGUGAAGAGGAUGUUGGGGCCGGCGACCAGGGUCUAAUGUUCGGUUAUGCCACUGAUGAGACGGAGGAGUGCAUGCCACUCACUAUCGUGCUCGCACACAAACUUAAUGCCAAGAUGGCUGAACUGCGGCGUAACGGCACACUGCCCUGGCUCCGACCGGACUCCAAGACUCAGGUUACUGUGCAGUACCGACAGGAGCGUGGCGCCAUGCUCCCGGUGCGCGUCCACACUAUUGUCAUCUCUGUGCAGCACGAUGAAGACAUCUGCCUUGAUGAGAUGCGUGAUGCUCUGAAAGAUAAAGUCAUCAAAUCUGUGGUGCCCUCUGUUUAUCUGGACGACGAUACCAUUUAUCACUUGCAGCCCAGUGGUCGCUUCGUCAUCGGAGGCCCUCAGGGUGAUGCUGGCCUGACUGGUCGUAAGAUUAUUGUGGAUACCUAUGGAGGCUGGGGAGCCCAUGGAGGAGGAGCUUUCUCUGGAAAGGACUACACCAAAGUGGACCGCUCUGCGGCGUACGCUGCCCGAUGGGUGGCCAAAUCUCUAGUGAAGGCUAAACUGUGCAAGCGUGUUCUUGUGCAGGUUUCUUAUGCCAUCGGAGUGGCCCAUCCUCUUUCCAUUUCCAUCUUCCACUAUGGCACAUCCCAGAAGAGUGAGCAGGAGCUGCUUAAAAUUGUCAAGAAAAACUUUGACCUUCGUCCAGGAGUCAUUGUGAGGGAGCUGGAGCUGAAGAAGCCAAUAUAUCAGAAGACUGCUGCUUACGGCCACUUUGGCCGUGAAUCUUUCUCUUGGGAAGUGCCCAAAAAGCUGCACUAUUAAACCGUUUGUCAAGGUUUUUCCUCUCUAGGCCUGUUGGCGUAUUCUACAGAGAAGCUCACAUGGCUUACGGGGAGAAGUCUGGUUAUUCUGGUACAAGUCACGCUGGUCCAUCUGAUUUAAGUCUUUUUCCUUUCAUUUUCCCAUUGUGUUGCAUCACAUAUUUCAUUUUUAGUCUUUUUGAGUUUUAAAUGUGAUUUAUGAUUAAUCAGCAUUAGGAUAAAGGGAGUAUACUACACUGAU
Molecule: messenger RNA, 1498 nt
Organism: Carassius carassius (crucian carp)
Lineage: Eukaryota; Metazoa; Chordata; Actinopteri; Cypriniformes; Cyprinidae
Gene: mat2ab
Product: methionine adenosyltransferase 2Ab
Exons: 9
Coding region: 68-1258 (396 amino acids)
Biological process (GO): S-adenosylmethionine biosynthetic process
Cellular component (GO): cytosol; methionine adenosyltransferase complex
Molecular function (GO): ATP binding; methionine adenosyltransferase activity
Source: RefSeq, a predicted model, not a curated record